This is a messenger RNA of Entrophospora sp. SA101, 2496 nucleotides long. NCBI's taxonomy places the organism in Eukaryota, Fungi, Glomeromycota, Glomeromycetes, Entrophosporales, Entrophosporaceae. The record is from the annotation of a GenBank genome assembly.
AUGUCAACUCGUGAAAUUGAUCAAAAUAUUUCUUCUGCCUCUACUACCUCAGUCACUUUUGACACUGCUACUACUGAUACUAGCACUAAUAAUAAAGAAAUACAACAAAAUUUGAGAAGAAGUAGUCGAAUUAAAUCUAAACAAAAUAUUGAAAAAGUUGAUAACACUGUAAUCAGCAGCGGCACUGAUAGUACCGCCAAAGCUAAAACUGAUGAUAUUGAUCCUGCUAGUAUUGCUAUUUCUACUGAUAAUAAUGAUAAAGUCAUUGAUUUGGAAAAAUUCAAUAAUGUGGAUAAUAAUAUUACUACUAUUAACACUGCCUCCAUCACUUUUGACACUGCUACUACUGAUACUAGCACUAGUACUAUUAAGAGUAGAGGGAGAAAAAAAAAAGUAACUAAUACCAAUACUAAUGAAGAUAAUAAAGAAAUACAACAAAAUUUGAGAAGAAGUAGUCGAAUUAAAUCUAAACAAAAUAUUGAAAAAGUUGAUAACACUGUAAUCAGCAGCGGCACUGAUAGUACCGCCAAAGCUAAAACUGAUGAUAUUGAUCCUGCUAGUAUUGCUAUUUCUACUGAUAAUAAUGAUAAAGUCAUUGAUUUGGAAAAAUUCAAUAAUGUGGAUAAUAAUAUUACUACUAUUAACACUGCCUCCAGUAAUACUAUCAUUGCAGAGGAAGAAGUCAGAAAACCUACUAAUAAAAGAAAAAAAAGUGACAAAUCUGAUGAAUCUACAAAGAAGAAAACCAAGAAGCAAGAUGAAAAACAAAUUGCUGCUACUAGUUCUUCGUCCUCAAGUGCUAACAAUAAUGCAGCUCAGACUGAUGAAAAAAAAAGAGCACGUCUAAAUGAAGAGAAAGAUAAAGAACCCGAAGAAAAGCGUCUUGCAAAGUUUCGUCCUAGUUGUUCAAUGAAAGUAAAAGAACGUAUUGAACGUGCAAUGUCACAAAGAAUGUUUUUGGUUGAUAGAUCCGAAGUUAAUGAAUUACAUCAUGAGUUUGUAGUAUUAGGAUCAGUUGGAAACGUCUAUAAUAUUGAGAUUUCAACUCUUCCUAAAUGUAAUUGUCCUGAUUUUGCUGUAAACGAAUCUCGUCUUGAAUUUUUAAUGAACGAUUUCGAUGAAAUUUAUAAUCUGAAAAAUCCAAUCAAAGACAGCCUCAAAAGUCAACAUACCAUUUCUAGAGAUAAUGAUGAGUUACGACCAGGUAAAGAAAAUGGAAAAAAAUUUGAUGACAGCAACAAUGAUGAUGAUGUUGAAAAAAAGGAAUUGACCGGGAAUAAAAAUCAAAUUGAAACUGAACUUUAUAUUAAUAUGGAUCAGUAUUUAUCAAAUAAUAAAAGAGACACUAACAGAUAUUUUGUGCACAACGGAUAUGAUGAUACUUAUAACAAUUCAAUAAUCACAAAAUCAAAAUUUCCAAGAAAAAAUCAAUCCAGUCCAUGUCUAUCUCCAAAGUUCUUAGCACUUAAUAUAAUACUCGGAAAUAAUAGCAGAUAUUUUGAAAUGGAAGUAGAGGAGUGUGACGGGUUUGUAUUACAUGAAGUCAUAUGGGAUAGAUUUCACAAAAUCACGGAUGAGUCAGGAUUUUAUGAGCUUGUAAAAUUUAUUAUAGAUUGUUCUUUGAAUUGUUGGAUGAAUGGAUUUGGAAUCAUCGUGAUUUUGAAUGCGAAUUGUGAUGAAAUGAGAAUGAAUCCUUUAACCAAAUUUAUAAAAUGCAUUCGUAGCUUUUGUGAUAUUCAAAUAAUAGAUAUCAUUGUGAUAAGUGAAAUUGCUGAAUCAAACAUAUAUGUGCUUCGAGAGGCUGGAGCUACGUUAUUAGUGACUCAUAGAGAGAGUAUGAAGAAAUCUUUUAUUUUUCUUAUGGAUCAUUUAUAUAAAUAUUAUAGUAGACCAGGAAAAGGAAUAAUAAAAUUUUAUAAUAGAGAUGAACCUUAUUAUGAAUUUACUAAUUUUUAUAGUCCAAAAAACAACAUAUUAAUAGAAGGUGUAUAUUGGCAAACUACUGAACAUUAUUUUCAAGCGGCUAAAUUUAAAGAUCCAUUAAUUCGUCUAAAAAUUCAAUAUGCAAAAUCAGCAAGAGAAGCAUUUACAAUUGCUAGAUCACAUGAUCUAGAGAAAAGAGUAGAUUGGGAAUUGGUAUUGACAGAAGAAAGAACAAUAUUCAAAGAGUUAAUUAUGAAAAAUGCAUUAAAGAGUAAAUUUAAACAAUUUCCCAACUUACAAUUUAAAUUACUUUCUACGUGUGAUGCUGAAAUAAUAGAACAUACACAAAAUGAUAGAUACUGGGGAGAUGGUGGGAAUGGCGAAGGGUUGAAUAGAUUAGGUCAACUAUUAAAAGAAGUCAGGACGGAGAUUUUUCAAACUGAGCGUAACAGAUUAAUUCUUGAAAAUGGAUUAGGAGGAGGCCGGUAUCAAGGCCAAAGAUGGAUUAUACAUCAUCUACAAUGUUUAAACCAUUUGAGCUUUGAUGGUAAUAAUAGUGACUAUAAUCUAUAA